This is a messenger RNA of Penicillium digitatum Pd1, 5586 nucleotides long. The record is from RefSeq and is a predicted model, not a curated record. NCBI's taxonomy places the organism in Eukaryota, Fungi, Ascomycota, Eurotiomycetes, Eurotiales, Aspergillaceae.
AUGGCUGUCCCUAACGAGAGUUCUGAGGAUGUCAACGACUUCCUGCAGCGCAUUCGAGAACUAGGCGAGCGCCGUGACAAGGAAGACGACGAACGCACCAAGAAACUAGAGGAGGAGAUCCUGCAGGGGCGGAAGGAAAGGCAAGCCCGAAGAGCCGAGCGUGCACGAUCACUAGCCCUUACCGACGAUUCACCCUCCAUCAAUCUCGCACGACUGAGUGCUUCAUCUAUCAGUACCCGAUCGAUUGACCCCCCCGAACACCUUGAACCAACACCGCAGACGUCAGAACCUGAGCCCCCGAUCCCGAACGCCGUGGAUUUGAGUAAAGACAUGGAGGCCUCCGACACGGACAAACGACACGGAUCGAUUUCGGAUUUCGGAACGGAUUCUCCCUCGCGGAUACGGUCACCCUUAUCCGGCAGCCGUGCGGGGACUUUGUCAUGGCAGCAACGCCCCUCCUCGCGGGAUUUCAACAUGUCCCCCGCCUCAACAUCCCCAACCCGCUCCCCAACUCGCACAAGCCACCUGAGAAAUUUGUCUACGGCAUCGGAUGAGAGUACACUAUCUCGACUCCAAUUUGGGCUCCCACGGCCCUCGCAGGAUGCCUCUGUACUCCCUCCAUCACCGGACCGUGGGGCUGAGUUGCUAGCACACAGUGGGAAGGAGGAACAGACGGAUAGCCAACCAGAUUUGGGUGUGGGGCAUCAAGAACCGGAAGUGGGCGAAGAAUCAAGUGCUGAACUAGAUAAGCUCGAGACAGUAGAAGAGAGAUCAUCGUCGCCUCCGAGAACCGCUUCUCGAGAUAGCAACAUGAGCCAUCCCUUCUCUGUGUCAUCGGUUUCAGCCACUGGGUUGGGGUCGCCAGUGCACCUCUCAGAGACUCAAAAGCUCGAGCCUCGACAGAAUGAUCCCUCCUUUGAGGAAUCUGCGUCGCCCUCUCCAACCCAGCGGCGGACGUCCCCAGAGCGAACGCGGUCGACCUCACCUACCAAGGGCUUGGGAGGCUUUGUUCAAAGUGCUAUGAUGAGAAGAUCAGAUAGCAUGUCAAAAAGGUGGAGUGCGCAAACUCCGCAGGGGCCUGGGCGGUCAAACUCCAUUGUGUCAAAUCGCAGCAGUGUGGCAGGUCCAAGUUUGAGUGAAUUGGCCCCUCCACCUCUUGGGCGAAUUGGACGUGAACCUCCAACUCUCCUGCAGCGACCAGGCUCCAGUCACAGUGAGGCACCCACCGAGACAACCGAACAACCAGUCACACCUGCAGACAAAGAAAGUGUGAAUUCUGAAAGCCCAGGAAAAUCAUUCCGACCUGGUCACUCUCGUUCUGCUAGCUCUGCUACCGCAGAAGGUAGCGACUCUCAAAGUCCUUUUGUCUCGAAAACCAUGGAUCCUAGGCGCUGGAGCCCCAACAAGGCUUCUUGGUUGGAGAGUGCUCUCAAUCGACCAGAGCCACCACGACAAGCCACCAGACCCCCCUCGCAGCCCAACUGGGCCAAAGACCGACAGUCGCGAGGCAGCGUGGAUUUGGGACGAGUUAACAAUUUCAAAGAAGUCACCCCUCUCGGUUUGAUGCGAACACCCCCUCCUGGAACUCAAACCAAACUACCUGGUCUCUCUGCUCCAUCGCUUCCUACAAGCCCCACGAAGGAUGCCGUCCUUGAAUCUCCAUUGGGAUUCCCUCUGAGGAAAAUGGGUGUUUCUGGUCCAUCGCUUCCCACGAGUCCCACCAAGGAUGCCGUUCCUGACACUCCAGUGGGAUUCCCUCUUAAGAAAACUGGUCUGCCUGGUCCGCCAAUCCCUGCGAGCCCUGCGAAGGAGACAGUUUCUGAGUCUCCGUCUGGAUUCCCUUUCAAAAAGACCAGCGUCUCGAGUUCAUCACUUCACAGGAACUCCGUUUCAGAUCCCCCCUCGGAAUUCCCUUUCAAGAGGCCUGGCACUGCUGAUGGGUCAGUCAGCGGAAGCUCUGAAGGCAAGCCCAAAGAAACAGCACCCGAGUCUCCGUCGGGAUUCUCUUUCAAAAAUUCCACCACUUCGGAUUCAUCACUCCACAGAAAUUCCGUCUCGGAGCCUCCAGCAGAAUCCCCAGCCAAGAGACCCAAUGUCUCUAGUUCCAGCAUUGCCAAGGAGGCCAAUCUGGAAUCUCCGUCGGACUUCUCAUUCAAGAAGCCCCAUACUUCUAGUUCCUCGAUCCCUGGAACACCUCAAGCCAAAUUGAAGGAGAUAGUCCCACAAUCUUCAUCUGUUCUCGGAAGCCCUGACGUCGGACAAAUAAAAAGGGAAACCCCAGCUCCUCCAUCGCCUGUCGUGGAGGCUCUCAAUGUCCUAUCAGGCGGUGAGCCCGCGGAGGAACCCAAGUCUGCUUCCCCCGCUGAAAUUAAGAACGAAUCGCAAGAACCACCGGCAUCCGAAGAAUCUGAGCCUCAAUCUACUCCCACUCGCAGGGCCCCUCCCGACUCGUUAAGCCCCAAACCAAACUUUUCUAUCUCUACUUCCUCGCGGGAGCCAAUUUCACCCAAGGUGAAGCCACAGUCUCCGGUGCUGGACUUUCGAGCGAACCUACGGAAACGAGAAGUGGUCAAAGACAACGGAGAUAAUAAAGAACCAGAGUUUAAAAAUGUAUUUGGGCGCCUCAAAAAGACUGAAACUCGCAACUACGUCGCCCCCGAUGAGCUCAAGGGCAAGAUCCUACGAGGCAAAGCUGCUUUGAACAACACUGGCGGACCAAAGAAGACUGAGCGAGUCGACGAAUUUAGAAAGAGCCUUGUGUCACGCAAAGAGGAAAUGAAGGCUGGCGGAGGCUCCAUCAGACGGAAUACCGCUGGAGAGCAUGAUGCGCCGCCAAAACCAACAGAGGUCGUGCCAGAAGCAAUUGCUAUGCGACAAAAUAUGACACGAGCAAAUAGCAUCAAGCAGACACCUGUAGAUGGGACGAUUUUGCCCGCUAAACGCUUUAGUUCUCGAGCUUCGCAGGACAGACCAUCUUUGUCGUCCCCGACUUCAUCUUUUAGAGGCUCCAUUACAUCGCGAGCUUCUCACGAAACGCAACCAUUUUCGCCAUCGCCUGCCAAUGAUGAGCCGGGCUGGCCCCUGAAAGAUAAUGGUUCUUGGCGAGCAUCUCAAGAAUCACAGCCAUUGUCACCGUUUCCUGCCGAUGACCCCAUUGACGAGGAGCUAGAUAAGGCAAUCCCAGCGGCGAACGACUACAAGCAAAUUUCCGGGGUGGUCUCUUCAACGAACGAGGAGGAAACCCGCGAAACUGUGACGCCAAUUGAGCCCAGCAUAGUGAAGAUGCAGGAGCCUUCAGUCAAGACACUCCGCCCAGUUCGUCAAUGGCCACCGGCGCCUGUCGCAGAGGCUACUGUGACUCCAAGUUUGGCAGCUAAAAGCAAGUUGGCGGGCCGAAUCAACCCUGCGCUAGCUGGCCUACUUUCUCGUGGCGCGCCUGUCGGUGACGGACCGAAGAAGCAGCUGUCAACACCCGCCCCAGCGCAGAAUGACCCUGCUUCGCCAUCUGCGCCUCUCACCCAUAUCACAAAGGGCCGUGCUAGAGGCCCGAAGAGACGACUUCCCCAGACAACUGAUGUCUCAACCCCAUCCGCUCGGGAUGACACUAAGGAGGUUGGUGCCAUUUCAUGCUCUGAAGCCACCCCGUCCCAGACAACUGAUGUCUCAACCCCGUCCACUCGGGAUGACACUAAGGAGGUUGGUGCCAUUUCAUGCUCUGAAGCCACCCCGUCCCAGACUCCUACAAUCCCCAUUGAAUUCUUGGACAUCGAUUCGGAGAAGCCGUCGCAACCUGAUGAAAACCCAGUUCCUGACAUCAAAAAAUCCUGUUCAGACAGCCCAGUCACCGAGCAACUUCCGGAAGUGAACACUCCUCCCCAAGAUACCCUCGAACGCGAUACGACCCAAAGCGGAUUCCCCCAAGCACUUCAAACACAUUCCACAACAACGGAUUUCGAUAUCGUUCCCUCUGCCAAUAUCGAGGCGACACCCAGGGGCCCCGAAAGCCCUGGAGAGGUGAGUUCAUCAAGCGGGCCACCUGUCCCGCCGAAGUCCGAUCCUCCCACGCCCCCCUUGCCUGUGCCGCCAAAGCCACCUCAUUGGGGCCAGCAAAACCGGUUUGCAUCCUCAUCGCCGUCCCCUCUCCGAACAAGUCAUAAAGAAAACCAAAUGGACUCACCUUUGAGUCAGCAGAAGAGCAUCCCCGGUGUGAUCAUUGAGUCAGCACGCAGUUCCGUCUCACGGCCCAUGAGCUAUCCCUCCCCGCCGGUACCCCCUAAAGACGGUGAUGUUAUGCUUCCCAAACCAACGGAUCCGCGCAGACUUUCAAGAAAGAUGUCUGCCCCAUCACUGGUUGUACAGGGUGGAGAGGCACGUGAUGUGAUUGCGGGCUUCUUUAAGACAUUUCCCAACGCUCGAAACCGGAUGGACAUUGAUCCCCAGCUGAUGUUGAUGCGUAAGCCGGACGAUGUAAAGAUCAGGACCGUCAAGCGACAGAUUUGGGAGCUCACAGGUGACGGGAGGCGCCAGGAACUUCCUUCCCACCAGGAGUACAUCCUGUACCAGGGUAGCAUGUAUCUUUGCGUGCACACAUUCGAGUCCGGACGAGGCAGCACUUCGGAAGUCUACCUGUGGCGUGGAGACGAUGUCCCUGAAGCCUCGGUUGAGAAUGAGCAACCGUUCGCACGCAAAGUCGUUCGUGAUAAUAACUCCAAGUUGCAAGUCAUUCGGCAAGGCAAUGAGCCCACACGGUUCAUCCAAGCACUUGGCGGCAUUAUGAUCACGCGUCGGGGAUCCAGCUCUCGCCACAACUCAUCGGCUCUCUACAUGCUUUGCGGCCGGAAACACUUAGGCGAGAUGACCUUCGAUGAGGUGGACUAUUCACUGCGCAAUCUCUGCUCUGGUUUCCCUUACGUUGUCUCUGCUCCCUUUGGUAAGCUCUACCUAUGGAAGGGCAAAGGCAGUGGCCCCGAAGAAACCGGUGCAGCCAGACUUAUCGGCAUGGACCUAGGUCUGACCGGGGAGUUUGAAGAAGUCACCGAGGGCGAAGAGCCCGAGGAUUUCUUUGAUGUCUUCGCAGGCCCCAGGGAGGCCGCGCCGCACAUGUGCCAAGAUUACUGGCAGCACAAGCCAAAAUACAACCACUUCCGCACGCGACUCCUCCGGGUCGACCACGAACUGAGCCCGCCAACUCGUUUCUGGAAUAUCCGGCGUCCAGGCGCGGGUUCACCAGUGGUCAAGGCCAACGAUUGCGUUCACGAAAUCGAGCCGUUCUGCUAUCGAGACAUCACUGAGAAAGAUGUGUAUGUUCUGGACACUUUCUUUGAGAUCUACGUCAUUGUCGGCGACCAAGCCUCGCAGAAGUCUGCCGAUUUCGCCUCUGCAGUGGUCUUCGCGCACGAAUAUGGCAUUCUUGCCACAUCCCUCCAGGAUCGACCAUUCAUCCCCAAAAGUUUCGUGGCCCUCGGAGGCGUCCCCGACCGCUGCCAAAGCGCGUUCCGCAAAUGGAAUCCACGUCACCAGCAUACGCCUUUCGUGUUCUCUCUGGAUGCUGUUAUCGAGGCGAUUCGAUCACCGGAAGAGAAUUGA